UAUUGUGGGAGGGCAGAGAUGGCGGCGCCUGGAAGGCGCGGAGUUUUAGGGGUGGCGAAGGGCUGCCGACGUUUUGAGGGGUUGUGGGCCAGUCGCCUGGGUUCUCGCAGCCUGACCCUUGCGGCCGCACCGUCGAACAGCGGGUCUCCAUGGCGCCUGUUGGGUGCCUUGUGCCUACAGCGGCCACCGGUGGUCUCGAAGCCGUUUACCCCUUUGCAGGAAGAGAUGGCGGCUCUACUACGGCAGAUUGAGAUAGAGAGAAGCCUGUACUCAGACCACGAGCUCCGUGCUUUGGAUGAGGCCCAGCGACUGGCAAAGAGGAAAGCGGACGUCUAUGAUGAAGAAGAUAGAGAACAGGAUAUAUUGCUGGUACAGGAUUUGGAAGAUAUGUGGGAGCAGAAGUUCCUACAGUUCAAACCUGGAGCGCGAACCACAGAAGCCGAUAAGAAGAACGACCGAACCUCACUGCACCGGAAGCUAGACAGGAACCUUGUUCUGCUGGUCAAAGAGAAGCUUGGAGACCAGGAGUUUUGGAUGCUGCCCCAGGCAGAGUGGCAGCCUGGGGAGACACUCCGAGGAACAGCUGAGCGGACCCUGGCCACACUCCCAGAAAACAACAUGGAAGCCAAGUUCCUGGGAAAUGCGCCCUGUGGCCACUACAAGUUCAAGUUCCCCCAGGCAGUACGAACAGAAAGCAGCCUUGGGGCCAAAGUAUUCUUCUUCAAAGCACUACUACUAACUGGAGACUUUUCCCAGGCCGGGAAGAAGGCCCACCAUGUGUGGGUCAGUAAGGACGAGCUGGGUGACUAUUUGAAACCGAAAUACCUGGCCCAGGUUAGGAGAUUUCUGCUGGACCUCUGAUGGACUGGGCUGCCUGUGGACAGUGCUCGGACAGGUCUGCGGCGGGGGCCUCGGGGACGUUUCAUGGUUUUCCCAUCUUUUCAGGGAAUAUCAAGAAGCAAACUAAAUUCUGAGAAAUAAACAAGUUUAUCAACGUGUGGGUGUUGCCCUGCUUUGUCCUUU
This is a messenger RNA of Pteronotus mesoamericanus, 1023 nucleotides long. RefSeq names its product mitochondrial ribosomal protein L46 (gene MRPL46). The record is from RefSeq and is a predicted model, not a curated record. Gene Ontology annotation, cellular component: mitochondrial large ribosomal subunit. Lineage: Eukaryota; Metazoa; Chordata; Mammalia; Chiroptera; Mormoopidae. The coding region runs from base 19 to 861 and encodes 280 amino acids. The transcript has 4 exons. Gene Ontology annotation, molecular function: structural constituent of ribosome.